AGUUACAAAAUGUGAAAUCACAGGGACCAAAAGUUCUAACAUGCCAAAAGAUACUUGACUACCAUCUUCGAACCAAAAUCCUCACAUCCGCCAUUGUUACACAGCAACAAAGCUCUCAACAGCUAUGGAAAACCUUCAUCAAUGACGACUUUAACCUUCACUACUUAAAAACCUUACUAAUAUUCAUCUGAAAAUCCGGUUUCGUUCACCGAUAAGCGAUAACAUGCGGUCAAAAGAUCGAAUUUCAUACUUCUACGAUGGAGACGUUGGUAAUGUUUACUUUGGACCAAACCAUCCAAUGAAGCCGCAUCGGUUAUGUAUGACUCAUCAUUUGGUGCUCUCGUAUGAUCUUCACAAAAAGAUGGAAAUUUAUAGGCCUCACAAGGCAUAUCCGGUUGAGCUAGCACAGUUUCACUCGGCUGAUUAUGUGGAGUUCUUGCAGCGGAUAAACCCCGACACACAACAUUUGUUUCCAGAAGAAAUGGCAAAGUUUAAACUUGGAGAAGAUUGCCCCGUCUUUGAUGACAUGUUUGAAUUUUGCCAAAUAUAUGCUGGUGGAACAAUCGACGCUGCACGAAGAUUAAAUAAUCAGCUUUGUGACAUUGCCAUAAAUUGGGCCGGGGGAUUACAUCAUGCUAAAAAGUGUGAAGCAUCGGGAUUUUGUUACAUCAAUGAUUUAGUGUUGGGCAUUUUGGAGCUUCUAAAGUAUCACGCACGUGUUCUGUAUAUUGAUAUCGAUGUGCAUCAUGGUGAUGGUGUAGAAGAAGCAUUUUACUUCACCGACAGGGUGAUGACUGUAAGUUUUCACAAGUACGGAAAUCUGUUCUUUCCCGGAUCAGGUGAUGUAAAGGAAAUUGGGGAGCGAGAAGGAAAGUUCUAUGCAAUUAACGUUCCUUUAAAGGAUGGCAUAGAUGACAGCAGCUUUACACGUUUGUUUAAAACAAUAAUUUCAAAGGUUGUUGAAACAUAUCAACCGGGUGUGAUCGUUCUCCAGUGUGGAGCAGAUUCGCUCGCUGGGGACCGCUUAGGCUGCUUCAACCUCUCUAUAGACGGACAUGCUGAAUGUGUUAGGAUUGUAAAAAAAUUUGGUUUGCCUCUGCUGGUAACUGGAGGUGGAGGAUAUACCAAAGAGAACGUUGCUCGGUGCUGGACUGUUGAAACAGGAGUGCUUUUAGAUACAGAGCUUCCUGAUGAGAUCCCGGAUAAUGAUUAUAUCAAGUAUUUCGCUCCGGAGUGUUCGUUAAGGAUUCCAACUGCUCAUAUCGAAAAUUUUAAUAGCAAAUCAUACCUAGGAACUAUAAAGAUGCAAGUUCUAGAAAAUCUUCGAUGCAUUCAACAUGCUCCAAGCGUACAGAUGCAAGAGGUUCCACCUGAUUUCUAUAUUCCUGAUUUUGACGAAGAUGAGAAGAACCCUGAUGAACGAAUCGAUCAGCAUACACGGGACAAACAAGUUCAACGUGAUGAUGAAUACUACGAAGGAGACAACGACAACGAUCAUAACAUGGAUGAUGUUUAGAACUCGCAUUGACGGUCAUAACAAUGAUUGACCUUUGCAUAUUGUUUUAGGGCUACAUACUAGAUGUUAGAAAAUUAGGGUUCAUUUGAACCGGGUUGAAAUUACAAUGUAGCUAACAACAAAAGCUGUAAUUUAUGUUGUUUUUGGAUAGCUGUAUAUAAGUUGUACUUGUAUGCAGAUUUCUUGUCAUGUGUGGAUGACUUGCACAAGUGUCAAACUGAUAAAGAAAGAGAUGACCAACUUCCUUUUU
Messenger RNA from Helianthus annuus (common sunflower), 1766 nucleotides. Its product is annotated as histone deacetylase 9. The record is from RefSeq and is a predicted model, not a curated record. The transcript is spliced from 14 exons. Bases 224 to 1516 code for a protein of 430 amino acids. Gene Ontology annotation, molecular function: histone deacetylase activity. Lineage: Eukaryota; Viridiplantae; Streptophyta; Magnoliopsida; Asterales; Asteraceae.